UAAUGGCUUCAGUGUCCAGUCAGCCACAGUUCCGAUACACUCAGCCACCAUCCAAGGUACUCCAUUUGAGGAACUUGCCGUGGGAGUGUACAGAGGAGGAACUGAUUGAACUGGGGAAGCCAUUUGGUCAAGUUGUGAACACAAAGUGCAAUGUUGGAGCAAACCGGAAUCAAGCUUUUAUUGAAUUUGCAGAGUUGAAUCAAGCUAUUACAAUGAUAUCAUAUUAUGCCUCAUCAUCAGAACCGGCUCAAGUUAGGGGGAAAACUGUCUACCUACAGUACUCCAAUAGGCAAGAAAUAGUGAACAACAAAACUGCUGCAGAUGUUGCUGGAAAUGUACUCUUGGUAACAAUUGAAGGUGAAGAUGCACGGCUUGUCAGUAUAGAUGUUUUACACCUGGUAUUUUCAGCUUUUGGGUUUGUGCAUAAGAUAACAACUUUUGAGAAGACAGCGGGAUUUCAGGCACUGGUCCAAUUUUCAGAUGCACAAAUUGCCACGGAUGCAAAAAAUUCACUGGAUGGAAGAAACAUCCCUAGCUAUCUGCUCCCUGAUAAUCUGGGACCUUGUAGUCUCAGGAUAACAUAUUCUGGACACACAGAUUUGAGUGUGAAAUUUCAGAGUCAUCGAAGCAGGGACUACACUAAUCCCUACCUUCCUGUUGCUCCAUCAGCCAUUGAUGGAAAUGGUCAGAUAAGUGUGGGUUUGGAUGGUAAGAAGCAAGAACCUGAGAGUAACGUGCUUCUUGCAUCCAUCGAGAACAUGCAGUAUGCUGUUACCUUGGACGUUCUGCACAUGGUCUUCUCUGCUUUUGGGCCUGUCCAAAAGAUCGCCAUGUUUGAUAAGAACGGGGGAGUUCAGGCUUUGAUUCAGUAUCCUGAUGUUCAGACAGCUGUUGUUGCAAAGGAAGCCUUGGAGGGGCAUUGCAUUUAUGAUGGAGGGUUUUGCAAGCUUCACGUCUCGUAUUCACGUCAUACUGAUCUCAGCAUAAAGGUAAACAAUGAUAGGAGCAGAGACUAUACACUUCCUACCGUUCCAAUGGUGAACUCACAACCCUCGAUUCUAGGACAACAGCCAGUUCACAUGAUGAACCCAGCUGCUCCUCAAUACAGUGGUGGUGCACAAUUUGCUCCUACAGGUCAGGCUAUGAUGCCUCAACCUUCAGCAGGGUGGGUACCUACAGUUCCAGCAGUUCCUUCUCAGCCCAUGCCGAUGCAGAUGCCUAAUCAACCUUACAUGCCAUCUGGAACAGUACCCUCCCAAAUGGGUCCUGGCAUGAUGCCGGGUGGCGCGCAGCACCCGAAUUUGCCCCCAUAUCACAAUGGUCAUGUGCAAUAGCAUAUCUUAUGUCAGGAGUUUCACUGUCAAAGUUAUCAAGUCAGUGAGCAGGAACCGAGCAAAGGAAUAUCUGAAAGGGGGGAAGUGUCCAUUUGUAGAAGCAUCCUACUCGGGGAAAAUGUCGGUCAUAAUCCCCAUUCUCUUCUUGACAUUUUGAUAGUGAGAUUAGUGACUCAGUACUCUGUAGUUCCCUUCCUGUGUUACUUACCCGUGGAUACUCGAUGCACUUUCAAAUAUUCUCAUUUGGUAUUUGUUUUUUGUGCCACAGAAUUUGUUGUUGAUAAAAUUGAAUGCAGAGAUCAAUGACAAUCUCAGAUGGG
This is a messenger RNA of Fragaria vesca subsp. vesca, 1654 nucleotides long. Its product is annotated as polypyrimidine tract-binding protein homolog 2-like. Gene Ontology annotation, biological process: regulation of RNA splicing. Lineage: Eukaryota; Viridiplantae; Streptophyta; Magnoliopsida; Rosales; Rosaceae. Gene Ontology annotation, molecular function: mRNA binding. The transcript has 10 exons. The record is from RefSeq and is a predicted model, not a curated record. Bases 3 to 1334 code for a protein of 443 amino acids. Gene Ontology annotation, cellular component: nucleus.